Messenger RNA from Dermatophagoides farinae (American house dust mite), 831 nucleotides. RefSeq lists its product as uncharacterized. Gene Ontology annotation, cellular component: extracellular region. The record is from RefSeq and is a predicted model, not a curated record. NCBI's taxonomy places the organism in Eukaryota, Metazoa, Arthropoda, Arachnida, Sarcoptiformes, Pyroglyphidae. Gene Ontology annotation, molecular function: chitin binding.
UAUGAUAAUGAUGGUGAUGAUAAUGAUGAUGAUGAAAUUGGUGAAGCAAAUGUACCUGGUGUACCUGGCGUUGAUUAUCCAAUUUUUGGCCACAUACCUGAUACUGAUUUUCAAUGUUCAAAACAACAAUAUCCAGGUUUUUAUUCUGAUAUGGAGACUGGUUGUCAAGUUUAUCAUAGUUGUAGCCUGAAUAGUGUAAUGAAAAAACGGCAUAUAACCAUUGAACAGCGGCAACAACAACAACAAGAUCGAGAUAUUGUAGCAGCAGCAUCAGCAUCAAUACCAAAAACUAUUAUGAUGUCUGAAUCAAAAUUACGAUUAACUAAAUUAAUACCAUCAUCAACGACAACAACGGUGACAAAUCAUUCACGUAAAACAACCGAAUUGAUUGGUGGUAAACAUAGUUUUCUUUGUCCAAAUGGAACAAUAUUUUCUCAAGAAUAUCUAAUCUGUGAUUGGUGGUAUAAUGUUAAAUGUGAUGAAUCGCCUAGAUUUUAUCCAUUAAAUCGUGAUGUUUAUGCAUCCGGUUUAAAUCUAGGUAUUAAUGGUGCUAAUCAUAAUCAUCAUAAUAAUAAUAAUGAUCAUCAACAACAACAAAAUCGUGAUCAACAACCACAGCCAUCAAUGAUAAACAGUAGGAAAAUUUCUAUUGCUACUACAAAUGAACAACAACAACAACAACAACAACAACAAAAAAUUCAUGACAAUGACCAAGGAUACAUCAUCAUCAUUUAUGCCAAUCACAUUUAUUCGUUAAUACGUUCGAUUUGAUUAAUUGUUUUGUUUUUUUUUCAUUUCACUGAAUUAAAUUUUCAAAAAAAUUCAAUUUUU